Cryptomeria japonica (Japanese cedar) is the source of this 354-nucleotide messenger RNA. RefSeq lists its product as uncharacterized. Lineage: Eukaryota; Viridiplantae; Streptophyta; Pinopsida; Cupressales; Cupressaceae. The transcript has a single exon. Bases 1 to 354 code for a protein of 117 amino acids. The record is from RefSeq and is a predicted model, not a curated record. Gene Ontology annotation, molecular function: nucleic acid binding.
AUGGAAUCUCUUGCUCACUCGUCUGAUUAUUAUCCUCAGGGAAAUGACCAGGCUGAAUCUAGUAACAAAAACCUCAUUAAUAUCAUGGAAAAGUUAGUAAGUGAGAAUUUUAAGGAUUGGUAUAAGAAACUGUAUGAAGCUCUUUUGGCUGGCUGUACAUUGCCAAAAAGGGCAAUUGGGAUGUUUACGUUUGAACUGGUCUAUGGUGUUGGUUCUCAAGUAGAACUUCUUUUAGAGCUGGCAGCCACCAAGUUACAAAUAGUGAUUGAAGACACCUACUUCCAGAGUUCUUUAGAAAAGAAAAUCAUGCACCUAACAAAUAUUGAUGAAGAGAGGGAUAGACUGGUGGACUGA